Hymenoscyphus albidus is the source of this 845-nucleotide messenger RNA. Lineage: Eukaryota; Fungi; Ascomycota; Leotiomycetes; Helotiales; Helotiaceae. The record is from the annotation of a GenBank genome assembly.
AUGCCAGUACCAACAUUCGCCUCGUAAGACCUUCUCUAUGGACAGCUUUUAGACCAGGCUACUAAUUCAAGAAAAUAGAUUGCUAAACGAUCCAACAUACGUCGACCUUCAAAUUCGUUGCAAUGGAUGCGUUUUUAAGGUACACAAAGUGGUUGUAUGUACCCAGGUCAAAUUCUUUGCGGCAUGCAUGAAAUGGGAGUUUCAGGUAAGCAUUCUCUUGGAACAAUAACGGUCUUGGGCCCAUCUAAUUUGCUAACUCUUUACUCUCCUCUUAGGAGUUGAAAUCAGGAAUCAUAUUCCUUGAAGAUGAUACGCCCGAGGUAUUGGAGCUCCUCAUACAAUUCCUCUACACCGGCGACUACACUGUGGAGAUACCCGAGGCCCGCGACAAUGAACGCGUUUACCGCAGUAACGCAGAGCUCCUCGUCCAUGCCCAAAUCCACACCCACGCGGAUAAAUACCUUCUGGAUGAACUCCGCGCCCUCUCCAUCAGCAAGUUUGAGAGCGCGCUGCGCAACCUUGCCCCUGUACUAUUUACCGAGGUGUUUAGUACCAUCAUGAAAGGCUGUCCUGAGAAAAACGAGAUCUUCCAGACCAUGUGUGUUGACUUCGCGGCUUUGCACAAUAAAACCUUGUUUACAUUCCGGGACUACCGAAAUUUCUGUGCGGAGAACGGGGCGGUGUGUGUUAGAAUCAUGAAGGUGAUUGCGGAUAAGGUACAAUAUAUCAAAUGUUCGCGUUGUGGAGUUGAUAUUCCCGGUGACCUGAUGGCAGUCGUGUUUACGAAUGUCGCCCUUGCGCUAGGAUUACGAGGUUCGGUAAUGGCAAUCAAUGAGGAGCUGUAG